UUCGCUUUUUCAACGCUUCAAUAAUUACUUUUAAUAUCACAUCAUACAAAUUUAUAUACAUGAAUAAUCCACGGAUCAUUUUAAAAUCUAUUGGAUAUAACCCCAAGGUCAUGCAAAACAUACGUAAAAACGGUUUCCUGCGUUAUCACUCGGCUAUCAGCUCAUCUAACUCGGCGAAAUGCCCCCAGAGAUCCUGUCAAGUUACCCCAUAUCCGAUCUGCUGACAGUGAUUCUCACAACAUCGCCAACACCUUCUGCUCCGUCCACAGAACUAAUAUCAGCAAUACUUUCAUCAUUUCGCACACACUGUCCACUCUUACUAUCUUGUCGAGUGAUUGUUGUCUUUGACACCUAUGAGCGCAUUGUAUCCCAUGCGAGAUUGAAGAAGGGUCAUGUUACUCCUGACGGGGCUAGGACUUUUGAUCUUUACAAGCAGAAUGUAAAACAAGUUAUUACGAAUGAGUUUCUCACUGGAAAAUUCGAUGGAAUCAUGAUUGAAGGCCAGGACGAGGCGGAAUUUGGCCACAGUAGACAUGAGACCAACUCAGUUCCAUUCACGACAUUCCAAACUACCGGCAACCGUGUCACAUUUAUAGAACCUUCUAAGAGGUUAGGAUUUGGAUUGGCUGUACGCUCGGCUCUAAGACUGACCGAGACCCCUUAUGUAUGGGUCCAGCAGCAUGACUGGCCUCUAGUCUCCGAUAUUCCCAUAGAACCGUUACUGGAUACCAUGAAAACGACUGAUGCUGACGAGAGAUCUCCUGUGAGAUAUGUCUGUCUACCAUCGAUACGCCUAUUGUCUUAUGCAGAUUCAGCCCAUGUUGCACACUUCCCCGUCCUAAGAGACUUGACUGCCUCUCUCAAGUGCGACUUCGUAACGGAGCCUGGAGCCAGCGUCCCAUUAACGCCCAUGUUUUUCUGGCACGACAAGCCACAUAUAGCAUCCACCCAGCAUUAUCUUCGGCGAGUCUUCCCAACACGUCUUGCCAUGCUGCGGGGUGCUUUCAUCGAGGAUACUAUCGGCCAGCGAGCGAGAAACCAGAUGAAGGAGGGUAACUGGGUUAAGUGGGCGACCUGGAUGUACUACCCCGAUCAGGGAAGGACGUUGUGCUUGAGACAUCUCCAAGGACGUACCUGGGAAGGUACAGAAAAGGAGUUGGAAAGGAAAGCCAUGUGGAUGGCGCAGGGCACAAAGCGCAACCUCGUCGAAUCCAGUCUAGAAGUGUAGAUGGUUUCCCCAUUCCACCACAAACUUCUUCAUGGUAGAGUUCUGGCUGUUUCUUAGGGUCCAUAAUCAGAUCAUCGUCGAUCUUAUAGGUGCCAUCUUUAAUCCAAUUCCCCUCCAUAACUAGAGGGCCGUUGCGAUCAAGGGGGGAGUAGAGCGAUCAUCUUGUUGGUCAAUGUCCGCUAGAUUCGACCCCGCGCACUUGGACUCUCGUACAUCAAAUGAAGAUGAACUCCACUGAGGAUGUCGGCAAGUCUUUUCUCGACAACUUGCACUAUACCUCCUAUGCCACUGAAUCUAGGAACGGCGCUCAUACUAGCCAAAGAGGUGGGAUUCGAUGGCACCGGAGGUUU
Hypoxylon fragiforme is the source of this 1578-nucleotide messenger RNA. RefSeq lists its product as uncharacterized. The transcript has a single exon. NCBI's taxonomy places the organism in Eukaryota, Fungi, Ascomycota, Sordariomycetes, Xylariales, Hypoxylaceae. The record is from RefSeq and is a predicted model, not a curated record. Bases 179 to 1228 code for a protein of 349 amino acids.